CGGCGCCUACGAAAAAACGGUCUAUAGGUGGGGUUCUUCUAAAGGGGGGAGGGUGUAAGGCGGGUGGGCGUGGCAAUGAGGGAAGGUGUGUUAGCGCGUCGAAUUGAGAAUAAAGGAAUGUUAUGCUCAAGGCUAAGGCCUUGUGCACAACAUUCCCCCCCCACCCCGUCUGUCAACCAAGCGUUAGCCGGCGUGUCAGCAGCGUCUGGCACGCCGGCUGGGGAAGAGAGAUAUGCCAAGAAACCAAACCAAGUGUUGCUGCCUGUAGCUUGAAAUUUAGCAUAGCGAAUAGAUUCUAAAGCUCCCUUUGAAACGUUUAUGCCUAUUGGUUGCAAUGCCUUGAACUUGUGGAUAAGAUACGAUUCUGUGUAUUUUCUUUCUCGUUCAGAACGGAAAUUUGACUAAAAUGUACAGUUGUAAUUUUCAGUUGUCAUUUCAUGCAGUUCUUGGCGUUGCUCAUGAAAAAAAUGUUGAUGGCAGUCACUUUGUGCUGCUAUAAUUAGACACCAUGUCACAGUGUCAACCUCAAGUUAAUAAAGCAAAUUAGCUUAGUUUCUAUACAUACUGCCUUCGCAGGAGUUUGAUCUCUGUAUGAAAGCUGCAAAUUGUACUGCAAGCAUAGUUUAAAAAUGCACAAGAAGCAACCUCAUUCUUGUCACUUUUUUAUAUCUUCUUUUUCUUUAAUUCCAUUGUGAUUCGCUCUAAAAUUUUGCCCUGAGAAAAACAAAUGCUUGAUCCUCAUCAGGAAAAGAAAAAGGUGUCACUGAACCUCUUCUUCAUAACUACAGAGUUCCACAACAUGUCUACGCUUCAACUUUGAAACUCUAGUUCUGUGCAUUACACAUCCUGAAAUGCAGACUGCACAUACCAAGUGUCCAGAGCACUUAAUCUUCUUUUUUCUUCUAAAUUACUCCAUAAGAUAUUCUGCAGAGCCAACGUGGGCUUACAGUAAGAUGAUUCCCUUUGACACACUGCAUACAUGUAACAUUUGCUUUAUUUUAUUAUCCCGAUCAGCUUUCAAGUCGUGGAAGGAAAAGGUGGAGAAAGACACUCGCAGUCACUUCAUUGCAAAGACAGGUCCCAAGACAUGGGGCCCCCUGAAAAAGAAGCAUUUCUACUUCGUCUGUCACCGGUCUGGAAGUUAAGCUUCACAAGCUACAAGUAAGCUGAAGCGGCCUUCAAGUGUUAAGUGCGGGAAAAGAUGUUUUGCGGCAAUGGCUGUGAUCGAGGACAACACAGGUGUGAAUGUGGUUUUUCAAUCCAAGCACAGAGGUCACGACUUUGAAUUGGGUCGAGUUUUUCUAUCCAAGUCGGAAAGAGCUGCUAUUGCUGAAAAGCUGCGAGGAGGCGUGUCGAUGGACGCAGUGUUGGAUAAUGUGCGGUCCAACGUGGAUGAGACGUUCCACCGCAUUAACCUGCUGAGCAAGCAGGAUCUCCGCAAUAUAAUGAGGGAUGCCAGAGUCUCGAAGACCGAGCGGCUGCAUGAUGAUGACUAUGUCAGCGUGCAACUCUGGGUUGAGAGGAUGCAUGGUGAAAAGGAAAACCCAGUGCUCUUCUUUAAACACCAAGGACAACCUGACAAGAGUGACAUUUUUGAGAGAAAAAAUGAGGACCUUUUGGAUGACAGAGAUUUCAUGCUUGUCAUCAUGACCACACCACAACAGGAGCUUUUUAAGAGGCUUGGAACUGAUCGUGUAUGUGUCGAUGGAACACAUGGAACAGCAGGGUUUGACUUUCAACUUGUAACUGUGCUCUGCGUGGAUGGAUUUGGUGCUGGAUUUCCUGUGGCAUACUGUGUCACCAACCGCACAGACCGGAAAGCCAUGCUCACUUUUUUCAUGGCAAUCGGGUCCAAGACAGGCCAAAUAGCAGCUCAAUCCUUCAUGACUGACGAUGCACCUGCUUUCUACAAUGCUUGGCAGGAAGUCAUGGGGCAGCCUCAGCACCGCCUGUUGUGUGCUUGGCAUGUGGACAAGAACUGGCGGGAAGCCAUGAACAAGCACAUACGAGAUAAGAACCUGAGAGCUUUCACAUACAAGGAGGGCUUCCCGGUCGAGCUGAUGAGUGGUGUCGAGCUACCAACUCGGCCGAAGAGACGCACCCACCGCUGCGCCUCUAAAGAACUGUCAACAAACCCAGCCGGCAAGAAGCGCGACCGUGGAAGUGCCGCCGACCUGCCACACCGCGUGGUUGGCGGGUCAUCUUCCGAAGGCGCGAUGCUGGACAGCCGAAGCAGCGGCCGACGUUCGGGCCCUACCCCAUGA
Messenger RNA from Dermacentor andersoni, 2264 nucleotides. RefSeq lists its product as uncharacterized. The record is from RefSeq and is a predicted model, not a curated record. Lineage: Eukaryota; Metazoa; Arthropoda; Arachnida; Ixodida; Ixodidae.